CAUCCAUGAGAACCCCGGAAACCAUGAGAAGUGUUUAUCUGCCGGCCAUUGCAGAGUGACGGCCGCUUUCCUGAAGGUGAUCACCUCAAACUGGUGUCCGUGGGGGUUUUCGAAAAGCUGGACGUUAACCCUUCGGCUCCCGAUCGAGGUGUCAUUGCGGCUGGAGAGAGCCAGCCGGCUCUGAACAAUGUGGAUGUCCGUCCCGACCGCCAGCUCGUGUCCGCACGCCCUGCACAGUAUCAGGGCGGCGGCGGGGCUUUGGCUGCUCGUCCCCCCUUCCUCCUCUCCGGCAGCAGCACACGCCUCACCCGGCUGGUUUGCAGCAGGAUAAACCAGAAGUAAUAAGGAAAUAUACUGCACUAUUAUAAAUAUCUCCUGCAUCAUUCCUGCCCCCCAUGCACAUGGAAGGCUAAUCACAAACUAGCUUAGCUUAAACUCCCUAGCUAGUGUCGUGUGUUUUCUAGCUGAAGUGGUCUAACAUCGAAGUCGCUUCCUUAUCGUAUACUAGUCGAAGGUGCAGCAGAUUCAUCAUAGACGUAUUUUAACUACGACAAAAAGUCCCACUUUCAGUGUACAUAUAUUUCUACGUCAUAAUUAAUUGAUGUAAGACGAGAAUACUUUGCUAGCUUUACAAGCUAAUUUAUGGGCGGAAGUGCCGUCAUCUCAACAAUUUCCUUCUGUACAGCAUCACCUAUUUUAUACAGUAAACAACACAAAUAAAGGAAAUAGUCAUUUGUUUUACGGUAUCAUAAUUAUUAAAAGCUUUGGACUGUGUGAGACCUAUGCAACUUUAUCUAUCGAAUUAUCAGCAAGAGUAAAUUAGUUCACACAUCCAUACACCCAGUGUGUUAUCCAUGGUGUUAACACGUGGAUUUAGUGACGUGAUACGUUUAUCAAUUAACCCAAAAUGCUGUUAGUAUUAUCGGUAUACUGUAUGAAAGUAUUUAGUCUAGAGAUACAUUUAUGUUUAAUGUUUAUUGAAUAAUAUUACUGAAGCACUACUGUUUGUGUUGCAUUUCACUGCAGUAGAUUUUAAUGUUCUACCAUAGUUUAGGAACACAUAAUAAAACAUAUUAAUGGCUUUUAUUUACUGUUCUAUGCACUUUAAUGUUGCUGCUAGUAAAACUAGAAUCUCAUUUUAAUUCAUUAACACAGUUUAGGAGUUUAACCUAAAAAAAACACAUCAUCUAAUCUUAAUCUUUAAAUUAAAAUAAAGUGGAAAUACUUAAUCUACCUUUAAUUUGCACAUAGCAUUUGGUUUAAAUUCCACCCGUUACUUUCUGUUGUUACCACGGACAACGUUUACGUAAACUCGCCUCCACCAAUCACAGACGACGAUACUGAAAGUGAGCCAAUCACAGAUUUCGUUUGUAAAUCCAAACAACCGCAGCAGACAGGAGACAAACGUCGAGAUUUAUGCUGGAAGCAUGUAGCUGCUUAGCACGGUAGCAUUAAAGUACCCUUAAGGCUUUCAAAUGACAGUUUGUUUGUGUUUCUGUUGAAAGAAUGUUUUAACAUCCUAAAAGAAUGAAAACACGGGAUUCACCACCACCGCCGCCGGUUCACGUACAUGUACCGGAGACCACACCUGUACAUGUUCAUAUGAGGAGGAGUCCCUGCAAGACACAGAUUAGAGCAAAAGAUGCCCAGGUGAGGGGAGAUGGCGGAAGGCCAAAGGUCCGUACUCCGUGGAUUCCUCCAGGAAUCCUGCCCUGCAGAAGAGAAGUGGGCUCCCCUAAGUGCCAGAGAAGCAGUAGAGUAGAACAUCGAUCGGAAAGUGGAAUCGGACAUCAGUGUGAGGAAGAGGAGCAGCACGAAGAACUCGCCGGAAUAUCCAAAAACCUCACUGUCCUCCUCAGAGAGCAAGAGAGCAUUCGUCAUUUAAAGAAGUCUGAUUCUAGAAGUCAGCACCGAGAGACUGACGUGCUCCUGAGGGCGCUUGUAGAGGCAGAAAUCGACGGUGUAGCAGUAGGUAAUCAGCUGACAGCCUUGAAGGAAACUAUCGAUAGUCUUACUAAGGACAAGAGGCUGUCAAAUUUGAACGCAGCUUCACUGGCACGGCAGCAGGACUUGUUGCUUGAAAAGAUCGAGAUGUUUGACAACACGAAUCACAGCCUACGAGAGCUCCUCAGAGACUGGAGUGAAUAUGAGAGAGAAUCGUUGGAGUGGAUACAAAAGAAAGAUGUAAAGAAGAGAUUGACUGUCAGUGAGGCAGAGAACAUUCGACUUUUGACCAAACUCACCAACAAGGAGAAUGAGGCUUCUAAGCUCGAAAAGCAUUUAGACUUCGAAAAGGAAAACGUGAAGCAGACGGAGGAACUUUCAAGAAUCCUACGGUCAACCCACGGCCAUCUGGAAUCAGAGCUGAGCAGAGCAGAAGCUGAAAAGGUCCAUCUUGCUGCUCAGAUUCAGAGGAUGCAACAGAGCCAGGAGCAGCAGCAGGAGCAGCUGCACACUCUGCAGGAGGAGCUGCAGACCCUGAGACAGCUGAGAGAUAAGGAAAAGGAGGUGCAGGAGGAGCUGACCCUGCUGACCCAGAAGGCCGAGAGAGCAAAGGAGUCCACCAGGCAGCUCGCAGAAAAACUGCAGGAGAAGGAAUCCCAGUUGGCUCAAGCUCUGUCCACAUCCAGUGACUGGUGCCUCCGCCACUCUAAAGAGGCAGCUGCUAAAGCCCAGCUGGAAGAGGAGGUUUCUGCUCUCAAAUUUCAGGUGACGGAGCUGAGCUCUCAGCGUCACGCAGCGGAGGAGAGGAGUCAGGCGGAGAGGGAGGAGCUCAGGGAGCAGCUUCAUCAUCUCAGCGCUGAAAACACCUCCAUCAAUCUGGAAAACCAAAGACUCAAGGGUCACUUGACAUCCGCUGAGGAGAAGCUCGGAACUCUGCAGUCUGAAGCCCGUCGGAUGAAGACGUCAAUUAAAAAGCAGGAACAACUGGGGGAGAAAUACAAGAAGAAGGUCCAGCAGGCUCGUCUGGAGUCGGAGGAGUACUGCCUGAAGCUGGAGAUGACACAGAAGGAGGCGCGGGAGGUUAAGCUGAGCCUGGAGAGGGAGACGGAGCAGGUGAGGAGGGAGCUGCUAGGUCGGCUCCGAGAGAUGGAGGCGCUGCCCGACAGAUUGCGCAGGGCGGAGCAGCAGCUCAGAGACGCCAAGCAGGAUGCCGACGACCACCAGCGGAGGAACGUGGAACACAACUCCGCCCUCUCUGAAGUCAGACACAAGGUGGAACAGCAAGGCAGUCAACUGGAGACGUUGCAGCAGAGGAACCUGCUGCUGCAGGAAGAGAACAACGUCCUCAAAGAAAAGAUUCACAACUUGGAGAGGAGGCUGGAAGACUUGACAGUAGAAAACCAAGAGAUGUCUCAGACUCUGCCAUCAAAGGAGGCCAGUCUUCGCAGUGUUCAGGAGCAGCUGGAGGAGAAGAGCCACGAGUGCAGCUUCCUGUCUCGACAGCUGCAGCAAACUCUGGACGACGCACAGAGACAGGUGGACAACAGCAUGCAGAGGGUUUUGGUCAAAGAGAGAGCGUCUCAGUCUAAAGCUUUGGACCUGCAGAGCCAGCUUAGCAGAGCUAAAACAGAGCAGAGUCAGCUACAGCGAAGCAAGGAGGAGAUGGAGCGUCGUUUCCAGAGUCAGCUGCAGAAUAUGAAAGACAGACUGGGGCAGUCAGACUCUACAAACCGCAGUCUACAGAACUAUGUACAUUUUCUCAAAACCUCAUAUGGAAAUGUGUUCGGUGACUCUUUACUUGCAAGCUGACAGCAUAAACCUGACCAGCGUUCAUCCAUUCCCAAAGCAUUGCAGUACAUCUAAGUUACAUUCUGCUACUUUUUUUUUUAUCACUGAAAUAAAUAAAAGGUUUUUAAACUAAA
Messenger RNA from Eleginops maclovinus (Patagonian blennie), 3866 nucleotides. RefSeq names its product outer dense fiber protein 2-like. Gene Ontology annotation, biological process: regulation of cilium assembly. Lineage: Eukaryota; Metazoa; Chordata; Actinopteri; Perciformes; Eleginopidae. The record is from RefSeq and is a predicted model, not a curated record. Gene Ontology annotation, cellular component: centrosome.